Molecule: messenger RNA, 876 nt
Organism: Tigriopus californicus
Lineage: Eukaryota; Metazoa; Arthropoda; Copepoda; Harpacticoida; Harpacticidae
Gene: ND-B17
Exons: 1
Coding region: 170-703 (177 amino acids)
Source: RefSeq, a predicted model, not a curated record
CCCAGCUCACUGGCCCACCACAAAUCGACAGAAAGCAAGCGACGACAUUGCCCGAGGAAGAAGAGAAGCGAAUCCAGCUGGAUUUGGGGUCUCCUCUUGCCACCGUCUUGUCCAUCAGAGAGAUUGAUUGCCUUCGCAACCCGCCUUCAGCACGCCUUCAGCAGCCAAGAUGGAAAACAUGAAGUGGAGCAAUGGCGGGGACGGCACGAAGAAGCACUACAUCAUAGAGGGUCCCUACCGGACCCACCAGUGGCGGGUGGGACUGAGUAGCGAGUUCCAAGAGGCGGAUCGCUUGUGGCGCAAGCAGUACCUCAAGGACCAGGUGCUCGCGCCCAAAGACCUUCACAACGACAUGGACCGCUUGCCCGAGUUUCGCAAGGCGCGAUACAACUUGAUUCGCCGUGUGGCCCGCAUGCCCGGGGAUGCGUUGGAGGGCGCCUUCCGGGGCUUCAUGUCGUCCCAGGUGGCCCUUUUAUCGCGUUUGAUGAUCACGCGGGGGCUGUUCGUGUGGGCGUUGGGCGUGGGCGUGGCCUUCUAUGUCACCACUCAGGAGUCGGACUGGACCCGCUUCCAGGGUAUGCGCAUCUUGGACCGCACGCACGCCAUCUACCCGGGACAUCCCGAAUGGCCGCACAACACGUCCCAGAAGCGAGAGAAGCCAUCCGACUUUGGCAAUCGGGGAUUCGAACACUCGACCAUUUAAAGGCCGCCGCCGCCGCCUUUCGAGCCCACUCCCACAUCCAUCGCCCUCGAUGGACCUGUUGGAUGGGGGAGGGGGGCAGGGGGAGGAGAAAGGGUCGAGGGAAUUCAGUAGUCGUUGAACUCGUGAAAUAUAUAUAUAUAUAGUUGUACCUAAUGUAGAUCAGUGGGAAUCCA